This is a messenger RNA of Vanrija pseudolonga, 849 nucleotides long. Its product is annotated as Isonitrile hydratase. NCBI's taxonomy places the organism in Eukaryota, Fungi, Basidiomycota, Tremellomycetes, Trichosporonales, Trichosporonaceae. Gene Ontology annotation, biological process: regulation of DNA-templated transcription. Bases 1 to 849 code for a protein of 282 amino acids. The record is from RefSeq and is a predicted model, not a curated record. The transcript has a single exon.
AUGCUCCUCAAGCUGCCUCUCCUCGGUAUGGCGGCCGCGCUCGCCGCGCUCGCGCAAGCAAAGUCCGGCAAGACGUCGUGCCCCCCUCCGCCGCAGCACAACACGACGUGCUUCAACCCCGCCCCGGCACCACAGCUCAACGGGACGACGCAGCUGAACAACAUCGGCAUGGUGCUCUUCCGCGCGUUCGAGCUGAUCGACGUGUACGGCGUGCUCGAUCCCUUCCAGCAGCUCGCUCACACCAACAACAAGCUCAACCUGUACCUGAUCGCUGAGACGCUGGAACCAGUCACGACCGAGACCGUGGCAGCCGUGAUGAACCCAGCCAACUCGACCUUCUGGCCCAAGCUCACGCCGACGCACACGUUUGCCGACGACCUCGACCUCGACAUCCUCUUCGUGCCCGGCGGCCUGGGCACCAUGAACCCCAACGUCACCGCUGUGACCGACUACCUGCGCAAGAUGUACCCCAAGGUCAAGAUCUUCGCGACGGUCUGCACGGGCGCCGGGCUGGCGGCCAAAGCUGGCCUGCUGGAGGGCAAGGUGGCGACGACGAACAAGAGCGCGUGGCAGCGCACCAAGGCCAUGGGCAAGGCCAACUGGAUCUCGCCGGCGCGCUAUGUCGUCGACGGCAAGGUGUGGUCCAGCUCGGGCGUCACCGCCGCGCUCGACCUCACGUUCGCGUUGAUCGGCACGUACUGGGGUGUCGAGGCCGCCGCGGAUAUCGCAAAGGGCCUCGAGCAUAUCCCGGCAAAGCCGCUCGAGGACCCGUUCUCCAAGCUGUACAACAUCACCCCGACGGAGCCCCUGUGCCACUUUGCCAAGGACGUCAAGUGGCCACAACUGUAG